This is a messenger RNA of Uncinocarpus reesii 1704, 165 nucleotides long. RefSeq lists its product as uncharacterized. The record is from RefSeq and is a predicted model, not a curated record. The transcript has a single exon. NCBI's taxonomy places the organism in Eukaryota, Fungi, Ascomycota, Eurotiomycetes, Onygenales, Onygenaceae. The coding region runs from base 1 to 165 and encodes 54 amino acids.
AUGGGGUCCCAGCGCCGUCAAACAUUCUUAGAGGGCCUCAUCAACUUCCCUGAAGCGGCACCCUUGACUACCGGUCAACGCUCUCAGGCCAAGGAGGGAUUUGAGCGCAUUAUCGAGUACUUUGGCAACAACAGCAGUAGCAUUGGGCUCCCGCAGCAAAUAUAA